AAUAAAAUUUUUGAAAAGAUGUCUUAGGAUACAAAAUAUUAGUUUAUAUUCAAGUAUGAGGACGUUCAGAAUUGUAUUAUUUUAUUAACAAAACAUCAUCUGGAGCUCAGAGAGCCCUGGACACUGUUCCGAGCUCUCCUGCUCCUGAUUCUGUGGCCUUAGUGCCAAAACCCAUGUGAUCUUGAUUAUAAGAACGUGAUAACUAACUUGAGAUCAACAACGAGGGACCUCACAGUCACCCUUCCAGCAGGGUCGAGACUAUAUCUUCUCUGUCGGAGCCUGACUGAUGUCCCAGAUCUGAUGAACCCCUUGCAGGUGGGGAGGCCAGCCCCAGUCAAGGGAGUGCUUGAGGGUCAGGGAGAUGCUGUCGUAAGUUCCAAACACCCACUUAGAACUCUUCUUUGGUAGCACCUCCUCCCUUAACCUUCCUUAGCUGAUGGCAUUAUGGCUCAGUAACUAGGCACCUAGCCUUUGGAGUCAGCCUGCUUGGGUUCAAAUUCUGGCUCUACCUCUUAGAGGUAUGUACUUGGACAAGUUGCUUAGCCUCUCUGUGCCUUAGCAUCCUCAUCUGUAAAAUGGGGAUAAUAAUAAUAGCAUCUGCCUCACUGGGUGGUCACGAGAAGGGAGUUAAUACACCUAGAACUGUAUCUGGCCUGGCAUAGAGUUCUAGAAGAACUUAGCAAUUCUUCUUCUUCUUCAUUAUUAUUAUUAUCACUAUUGUGCUGGUCUAAAAUAUGUCUCUGACUCCUUCUGGAAUGCAGUGAGUUUCAAAAUUAAGUUGAAUUUAUUCAUAAUAGAGUCAUACCAGCUGUGAACAACUAAAACCACAUUUAUAAUUAGCAUCUGUUUUACAUGGAGCCCAAAAGUUACGGUCUUCCUGUCCGCCCCUGAGGUGGCCGUCCUGCUCUCUGCCUCCCUCAUUUCCCAGAACUCCUCAGGAAAACUUCUUUCCCAUCUAAAUGGAGAUCCCAACAGAGACUUAAACCUGCUGAGCUGGAAUCUGGUUUUGGAUGAGACAUCACAUUCUGAGUCAUAAACCACACACUGCCAGACCCUCUUCAAGGCCCCUGGCUUCUCAGGCUUGUCCCCGCAGCUUGCUUUCGACACCCUCUGCCCCAGACCUCCAGGCUGGCGGGCCUGCCUGGCUUCGUCUGCAGGUGGACAUCAGGACAUAUCUACUGCAGCACCGUUUCAAGGCCUGCUGUUCCCGCGGACCAGACCCGAAGGGGCGAUCCUAUCAGGGCAGUAUGCGGAAACAGGGGGAAGGAAAUGGAUUACUUCUCCUGAAGGAAUGUUGGUCUUUAGGUUUAAAUAUUUAUGUACCCAGGCUAAGAAUUCUUGGUACAUGAUGCACCAGCAUUUUUUAACAAGUCAUGAAUUUUGGCGAAAAAUCAAUGUCCAGGGGGUGGAGUGGUGGCUGGAGGAUCUCUGAGCGUCUCCUCUUAGAAUACUGGACACUGCGUGUGGAGCCUCACAGGAGCUUGAAGCGGAAGCCGCCCUGCUCUCAGCCCGGGUCUGUGGGUCCUGUGUCCGCCCCUCGGCUUGGGUAGCACCAUCAACCUUCUCGGAGAGACCUUCGCCUCAGAUCCGACCCGAGUCAUCACAACUGGUGACUGCACUUCCUCUAGACUGAACUGAGAAUGAGACUCUGGGCCUUGGCAACUCUAACUCUAACACUUCUUAUACAUUUCCCAGCAGCAAACUCUAGCAAGUCAUCCUGGGGUCUGGAAAAUGAGGCUUUAAUGGUGAGAUGCCCUAGACAAGCAAGAUCUCGAUACCCUGUGGAUUGGUAUAACUCAAAGUCCAAUAAAACCAUUACCACCCAGAAAGGAAAUCGUGUAAUUGCCUCAGGGGAACGUCUUAAGCUUCUCCCAGCCAAAGUGGAAGAUUCUGGAAUUUAUACUUGCAUUAUCAGAAGUCCUACCUUCAAUAAGACUGGAUAUGUGAAUGUCACCAUAUAUAAAAAACAACCAGAUUGCAAUAUCCCAGACUACCUGAUGUAUUCAACAAUCACUGGAUCAGAAACAAAUUCCAGAAUAGAUUGUCCUACCAUCAGCCUCUACAAUUGGAUAGGACCUGUUGAGUGGUUUAAGAAUUGUAAACCUCUUCAAGGCCCAAGGUACUACAUGCAAGGGACAUAUUUGCUGAUUGACAGUGCAACUACUGAGGAUGUGGGUGAUUAUACAUGCAAAUUUAUGCACAAUGAAAACGGAACCAGUUACAGUGUGACAGCAACCAGAUCAUUCACGAUCCAAGAUGAGAAAGGCUUUUCUUUCAGUCCAGAAAUUAUAGCGCCUCCACAAAAUGAAACAAAGGAUGUGGAAAUCGGUAGAGCAGCAAACAUCACUUGCUCGGCUUGCUUUGGGAAGGGCACUCAGCUCUUGGCUGCUGUCCUGUGGCUGGUUAACGGGAGCAAAGUUGGGAACUGGAGUGAAGCAAGAAUUUGGGAGGAGCAAGAGCAAAAUUUCAGUUCCAGCAACCAGCUGAGCUGCCUGAGCGCCGUCCUGAGAAUCGCGCGCGUGCGGGACGAGGACCUGCGGCUGCGGUAUGAAUGCCUGGCCCUGAACUUCCGCGGCCUGAGAAAGCACACCCUGAGACUGAGGCGGAGAAAGCCAAUUGAUCAUCAAAGCACCUACUACGUAGUUGCAGGAUUUGUCAUAUUGUUAAUGCUAAUUAGUACCAUGAUGAUAAUGCUGAAAGUGUUCUGGAUUGAGUUUGUUCUGCUCUGGAGGGACAUAGCUAGACCUCACAAGGCUAGGAACGAUGGAAAGACCUAUGAUGCUUAUGUUAUUUAUCCAAGGAACCACAAAGAUAGUCCAGAGAUGAUCAGUUCUGUGGAGUACUUUGUUCAUCAGAUUCUGCCAGAUGUUCUUGAAAAUAAAUGUGGCUAUAACUUAUGUAUUUAUGGGCGAGACAUGCUACCUGGAGAAGACGUGGCCACUGCGGUGGAAACCAACAUCCGGAAGAGUCGGAGGCACAUUUUCGUCCUGACACCUCAGGCGGUGCACAGCGAGGAGUUGGCCUACGAGCAGGAGGUCGCCCUGCACAGUGCCCUCAUCCACAACGACUCCAAGGCCAUUCUGAUAGAGAUGGAGGCCCUGAGUGAGCCCGGCCCACUGCAGUUUUCGGGGCUCCCGGGGUCCCUCCAGCACCUGGUGCAGGUGCAAGGCACCAUCAGGUGGAGGGAAGACCACGUGGCUGACAAGCGGGCCCUGAACUCCAGGUUCUGGAAGCGCGUGAGGUACCACAUGCCCGCGCCAAGCACGCUCCCCAGGGAGACCUCCGGGCCGGCAGCCUCCACCGCCCACGGGCAGUAGUGCCUGCGCGGGUGUGCGAUGCGCCAGAUGGAUGGACUCCAGAUGGACCACUGUCUGCAGUGGCGCUGGGGUUCAAGAGGUGGGAAGGGCAAGGGUAUUUGAGUCCCCCCUGUAAUCUAGAAACUUUGCUUCUGUUUUCCUGAUUCCAGGUGGUUAUAAAAUGCUUUCAAAUUGUUCUCUUCAAUCUCCCUCGCUCACCCCACCUUCCUCCCCUUCUCCUUGGCCAGCUUUUCUCCACUGAGGCCUGCGGCCUUGCUGUUCGCCCCUCCUAUUCCUCGUCAGUGUCCUGCCUUUGGAACAUCACACUCAGUUUUAGCAUUAAAUUUUACUAAGCUGGAAGAACACUCGGACUCCCUUGUGCGGAAUGUUGGUAGCGGAUCUUGUUCCCACAGGCCGGACUGACUAUAUUGUACUUGAUCAAAGCUUAGUUUUACCAUCUCAGCACUGCCUAUUUUGUUGGAGUGCCUUACCCACUUGCUGUUACAAUCACGUUGUUUAC
Messenger RNA from Molossus molossus (Pallas's mastiff bat), 3816 nucleotides. It is a transcript of the gene IL33R, whose product is annotated as interleukin 1 receptor like 1. The record is from RefSeq and is a predicted model, not a curated record. Gene Ontology annotation, biological process: signal transduction. Gene Ontology annotation, molecular function: interleukin-33 receptor activity; interleukin-1 receptor activity; interleukin-33 binding. The transcript has 11 exons. The coding region runs from base 1641 to 3317 and encodes 558 amino acids. Lineage: Eukaryota; Metazoa; Chordata; Mammalia; Chiroptera; Molossidae.